This is a messenger RNA of Aegilops tauschii subsp. strangulata, 905 nucleotides long. Its product is annotated as protein FLOWERING proteinUS T. NCBI's taxonomy places the organism in Eukaryota, Viridiplantae, Streptophyta, Magnoliopsida, Poales, Poaceae. The record is from RefSeq and is a predicted model, not a curated record.
UCGAGGCCAAGUUAGCUCCUCUUGAGCAAUAGUACUCAAUCUCCUCGACACCACCAAUUGUAGGUAACCAUGUCAAGGGAUCCACUUGUUGUAGGCAAUGUAGUUGGAGAUAUCUUGGACCCAUUUAUCAAAUCAGCAUCACUCAAAGUCUUAUACAACAAUAGGGAGCUGACUAAUGGAUCUGAGCUCAAGCCUUCACAAGUAGUCAAUGAGCCACGGAUCGAGAUUGCUGGGCGUGACAUGAGAAACCUUUACACUUUGGUAAUGGUGGAUCCUGACUCACCAAGUCCAAGCAAUCCAACCAAAAGAGAAUACCUUCAUUGGUUGGUGACAGACAUUCCGGAAUCAACAGAUGCAAGCUAUGGAAACGAGAUAGUCAGCUACGAAAGCCCAAAGCCAACAGCAGGAAUACAUCGCUUUGUCUUUGUGAUUUUCCGCCAAUCUGUCCAGCAGACCAUUUAUGCACCAGGAUGGAGACCGAAUUUCAACUCAAGGGACUUCUCAGCACUUUACAGUCUAGGCCCACCUGUGGCUGCAGUAUUCUUCAACUGCCAAAGGGAGACCGGAUGCGGUGGCAGACGAUACAUCAGAUGACAACUGAGAUAACUGCAUUCCAACUCUGCAAAAAUGAGGGUGAAUUGAGUGAUGAUGCAUAAGGCCAAGCGCUCCAGGUGGGUGUUGCGUAUGGUGCAGCGUAAUGUAGUUUAAUUCCUAGAUUACUUUAUCUCAUGUACAGGCACUGACUAUGGUGUCCCAAAAUACCAUGUAACAAAUCUCAGCCACUGCUCCAUCUCUUCUUCCUUGAUGAGGAAAGCUUAAAGUUGAUGUAUUAGGGCAAUGAGAGUAAAGAUCUCUCAUGUUUCCUAAGCACUAUUAGAUUUGACGCCAAUAAAUGAUAAAUUGCA